AUGUCGCAGUCACAGGGGGCGCCCUAUAGUUCAGCUUUGAUCGGACGGCUCGAUCCAUAUGACCAAGUAGAGGAAAUCACCAACUACCUCGAACGAUUGGACCUGUAUUUCAAGGCCAAUGACAUUUCUCCAGCCAAGCAGUCUGCUGUUCUGCUGAGUUGUAUCGGAGCAAAUGUGUACAAAACUGUGAAGAGCCUUUCUGAACCUGUGGCAGUCACUGAAAAGACUUACGCUGAACUGUGUACUCUGCUCAAAUCGCACUACGGACCCAAACGACUGGUGAUUGCUGAACGAUUCCGGUUUUAUCAGCGCAAUCAAAAUGCUAGUGAGACUGUAGCACAGUAUUCUGUGGAAUUGCAAACCUUGGCUGGACCGUGUAAAUUCGGUUCUUUUCUUGAUGAUGCCCUCCGCGACCGGCUAGUUUGCGGCAUACGCAGUUUGUUCAUCCAGAAACACUUGCUCACCAAAGAUGGCCUGACAUUCUCCAAAGCCAUCGAACUUGCCAAAACGCUUGAAACAGCCACAAAGGAUCAGCAGGACAUUAAGGCCCGGGGAGAUAGUAAUACUACUACAGUCCAGGCAGUCCAUCAGGUGCAGCAGCGCCAGAAGCAACGCUCCAACAAGCCUCCCAUGAGAAGGGAUCAGCGAUCCUCGUACCCCAGACUGAGUGGUCCCCUUUGCCAGAAUUGCGGCUACGCCUCUACCCAUAGAACUUGUCCUGCCAAGGGACAACACUGUAAGAGCUGCAAUAAGAUCGGCCACUUUUCAAAAGUCUGCCGAUCAAGGCCCAAACAGAUGCGAGCAGUUCUCCAGACAGAUCCAGAACAAGAGGAUGAAACCUGUACUUUUGCAGAGAACGAGUUCUUUGUCGGUGCCAUACGCCGACAGCAACUGCCCAUCGAUGACGUUUGGAGACAGGAUCUCCAUGUACAUGGACAGACUGUGUCAUUCCUACUUGACACGGGCUCUGAGGUCAAUAUCCUCCCGCUUGACAUCUUCAACGCGCUGAAUGUCCCCGAUAAGACCCUACAGCCGUCCUCAACACGCCUUACAGGAUUCUUCGGGGGAAAAGCCACACCAAUCGGCCAGACCAGACUCAUUUGCCAAGUCAAGGGCAAAACUCAAAGCUUGCUGUUCCUCAUCUUGCCUCAGGGAGAACCAGUCAUAGGCAAGCAUGCCUGUGACUCGCUUGGAUUGGUCCACAGAGUCUACACUCUACUCAGCCAUGAGAGUGUUUUUGAAGGGGGUGGAUGUCUGCAUGGACAAGCAGUUAGCAUCAAGGUAGACGAAGCCACCACCCCUUACUGCGUCAUGACUCCUCGUCGUAUCCCCAUUCCUCUCAUGCCCAAACUGAAAGAGGAGCUGGAGAGGAUGGAGCAACAGAACAUCAUUCAGCGUAUCACUGACCCCACAGAUUGGUGCUCGCCUAUUGUGAUAGCGCCGAAAAAGAAUGGUGACAUUCGCCUAUGCGUAGACCUCAGACGACUGAACAAAGCAGUUGUCAGGGAGAGGUUUACCAUACCAACCGUCGAAGAAGUCCUCGGCAAAGUCGCUGGCGCCCAGAUAUUCUCCCUGCUAGAUGCCAAGCAUGGCUUCUGGCAAGUACCACUGACAGAGGAAAGCCAGAAGUUCACUACCUUCAUUACACCAUUCGGGCGUUACUGCUUUAAACGCCUUCCAUUUGGCAUCACAUCGGCACCAGAAAUAUAUCAACGCAUCAUGUGCGACCUUCUAACCGACAUACCCGGGCUCGUGGUGUACAUGGACGACGUACUGAUCACCGGUCGCACAAAAGAAGAACACGAUGAAAGACUCCAGCGCAUUCUCGAAAUUGUGCAGAACGCUGGACUACAGCUGAACAAGGACAAAUGCAAAAUCGCCCAAACAAAGGUCGACUUCCUCGGCAUGAAGCUCGAUAAAGACGGCAUCCAUGCCGACCCUGCGAUCAUCCAAAUGCCACCGCCAACCACCAAAACCGAAGUCAAACGACUAAUGGGGAUGAUCAACUGGCUUGCGCGAUUCAUUCCCCAUGUCUCUUCAGUCGCUGCACCAAUUAAUGACCUACUGAAGAGUGAUGUCCUGCACGCCUGCUGA
Messenger RNA from Patiria miniata (bat star), 2094 nucleotides. RefSeq lists its product as uncharacterized. Gene Ontology annotation, molecular function: aspartic-type endopeptidase activity. The record is from RefSeq and is a predicted model, not a curated record. Bases 1 to 2094 code for a protein of 697 amino acids. Lineage: Eukaryota; Metazoa; Echinodermata; Asteroidea; Valvatida; Asterinidae. Gene Ontology annotation, biological process: proteolysis. The transcript has a single exon.